AUGGCACAGGCAAUCACCUUCGAGUUGAAGAUAUCAAACUCGUCGCUGGUGGUUUCCUUGGCAGGAUCGGCUGCCGAAUCGGCCUGUUUUGGCUCUUCAGCUGUCUCCUUUGGCUCCUGUGGCUCUUCAGCCGGCUUGGACUCCUUGAUGUUCAACUCGGCCAUAGAUCCCUCAAUGCUCGAUGGAGCAGUUUCUGGAGAAGGAGUCUCGAUCAUGGACUCGGCCGAAGAAAACGAAACAUCCUCCACAGAAGAGGUCUUUCUGGUUGACAAGGUCUCUCAACAAGUAUGGGUUAACGAUCUGGAACUCACCAGCAAGAACUCUUCUGGAGUAAAUGUUGGAAGUGUAAGGCUCGAAACACUCGUUGUUUCCAAGAAUUUGCGAAGUCGAAGCGGUAGGCAUUGGUGCAACCAAAAGCGAGUUUCUCAAUCCGUUCUUCUGGAUCUUGGCCUUCAAGGCGUCCCAGUCCCAAAGAUCGGUAGGUUUCUUGCCCCACAGGUCGAAUUGCAAGAUACCUUGCGAAGCUGGAGAUCCUUCGUAGGACUCGUACUUGCCAUCCUUAAUAGCCAGCUCCAUGGAGGCUUCCAAAGCACCGUGGUAGAUGGUCUCGAAGAUCUGGAUGUUCAACUCUCUGGCUUCGUCACUGUCGAAAGGCAGUCUCAAUUGCAUGAAAGCAUCAGCGAGACCUUGGACACCAACAGCAAUUGGUCUGUUACGCAUGUUGGAUCUUCUGGCCUCUGGAACAGGGUAAUAGUUUCUGUCAAUGAUCUUGUUGAGGUUCUUGGUGACAACCUUGGUGAUCUGGUGCAGCUUCUCAAAGUUGUACCAGCUGGUGGUCUCGUCGUUUUCGCAGAACGAAGGCAGAGAAAUCGAGGCCAAGUUACAAACAGCAACCUCCUCUGGCGAAGAGUACUCGACAAUCUCACAGCACAAGUUGGACGACUUGAUCAUACCCAAGUUCUUCUGGUUGGUCUUGGCGUUACAGGAGUCCUUUUCCUUGAACUCGUCACCGUAGACGUCAGCAAGACCUGGGGCUUCAGAAGGAGAGAACAAAGUCCAGUCGGCGUUUUGCUCGACUCUCUCCAUGAACAAGUCUGGGAUCCACAAAGCAGGGAACAAGUCUCUAGCUCUGAUUUCCUCCUUACCGUGGUUCUUACGGAUGUCGAUGAAAUCAAAGAUGUCGGAAUGCCAUGGCUCGAUAUACAAGGCAAAGGCACCAGGACGCUUGUUACCACCUUGGUCAACGUAUCUGGCGGUGUUGUUAAACACUCUCACCAUCGGAAUCACACCGUUAGAAGUACCGUUGGUACCGGCGAUGUAAGAACCAGUGGAUCUGAUAUUAUGGAUGUGCAAACCAAUACCACCAGCUGCCUUGGAGAUCAAAGCACAAGUCUUAAGCGUGUCAUAAAUUCCGUCGAUCGAGUCCUCCUUCAUUGCGACCAAGAAACACGAGGACAUUUGAGGGUGGGGGGUACCCGCGUUGAAAAGGGUUGGAGACGCGUGAGUGAAGAACUUCUGGGACAUCAAGUUGUAGGUCUCGAUGACCUUUGGAAUGUCGUUGCCGUGAAUACCAAUGGAAACACGCAUAACCAUGUGCUGAGGUCUUUCAGCAACUUUUCCGUCAACCUUGAGCAAGUACGACCGUUCCAGAGUCUUGAAACCAAAAUAGUUGUACGAGAAGUCUCUGUCGUACACGAUUGCCGAGUUGAGCUCUUCUGCGUUCUUCUGAACAAUCUCGUAAGUCUCCUCGGAAAUCAUUGGCGAGUGCUUACCGUUCUUUGGGUUCACGUAUCUGUACAACUGCUCCACGACUUGGGAGAAUUGCUUGGUGGUUUGCUUGUGCAAGUUGGAGAUGGCGAUUCUGGCAGCCAGGGUCGCAUAAUCCGGGUGGAUGGUGGUCAUGUAAGCGGCAGUCUCUGCAGCGAGGUUGUCGAGCUCGAUGGUGGUGACGCCAUGGUAAACACCAGAAAUGACUCUCUGGGUGAUGGCAACGGGUUCAACGUGCUUAGGGUCGAGGCCGUAACACAAACGGGACACUCUGGCGGUGAUUUUGUCGAAGCGGACUGGCUCUUUGCGCCCGUCUCUUUUCAAAACGUACAUUGUUGGUGUAUUUGUUUUGGGUGGAACUGGGAUCUUAUAUACGCGUGCACGAGACGCGUCGCAAACACGCGCAGAGAAACCCGGAUCCUGGAAUGA
Molecule: messenger RNA, 2196 nt
Organism: Ogataea philodendri
Lineage: Eukaryota; Fungi; Ascomycota; Pichiomycetes; Pichiales; Pichiaceae
Exons: 3
Coding region: 1-2196 (731 amino acids)
Source: RefSeq, a predicted model, not a curated record